Molecule: messenger RNA, 414 nt
Organism: Symbiodinium sp. CCMP2456
Lineage: Eukaryota; Dinophyceae; Suessiales; Symbiodiniaceae
Source: the annotation of a GenBank genome assembly
AUGGAACGCCAACAUUUGCUCCACGAGGCUCGCGAAGCGCUGGGCACUGCCCUGCACGGCCUCCCUGGCCCCAGAGGCCAGAAGAAAUCGAAGGAAGGCCAGCAGCGGCGCCCUGCGAGCUCUGAUCCACGCAUGUGGUACCUUUUGGGGCUGGUGAUGUGCAGCCUUGGAUCGGAAGCAGAAGGGCGACAGGCAUACCGCCAGGCCCUUUCGCUCUUGCCCAAGGGCUUGUUUGCCCAUGUGGUUUACUUCAAUUCGGCCUUGAUCUACUCCCGGGACGCAAUGGCAGGGAACUCGGCUGCUGAGGCAGCCGCAAAGCGUGCCCUGCACGAGUUCCGGCGCUGUUGCCGCGGCAUGCUGAGGAGCUGUGCGGAAGGGUCUCUCCGGUCAUGGCGCAACGAUGGGUUCGACUGA